Messenger RNA from Strongylocentrotus purpuratus (purple sea urchin), 1441 nucleotides. RefSeq lists its product as uncharacterized. The record is from RefSeq and is a predicted model, not a curated record. The transcript has 5 exons. NCBI's taxonomy places the organism in Eukaryota, Metazoa, Echinodermata, Echinoidea, Camarodonta, Strongylocentrotidae. The coding region runs from base 184 to 864 and encodes 226 amino acids.
UGAGUGGGAAUGCAUCGUUACUGGUCAUACCAACCAACGCGCUCAAAACCUAUAAAGUUACCCUAUUGGAUGUGAAAAUAUCAUUCAGCUUUUGAGGAUUCAAAGCCCGAGGCCAAACAGAAACUUUUAAAAUCAACAUCGUUUAUAUUGUUCGAUCGACUUCAAAGAUAUUGAUCAGAGACCAUGACGGCCAUUACCAUGCCAUUAACCAGUCAGGACGAAAAGGAUGUCUCUCAAACACAGAAGACGAAAGGCUGCUCACUGUGGGUGAUAGCUGUGUUGAUUUCGAUGCUCACUCUGCUGGUUUUUGCUGGGUUCGUCUUGUUUGCGACUGUUUCAUGUAUAGCGCCAUCAUGCGACUUGCCGGUUCAUGAUUUGGAUUUUAAGGCACAUGGAAGGCUGGGCGAUAACGACUUCGAUGAUGACUUUCAUUACGACCAUGAACACAACGUUCUAGUCAAGAAGACCACCGGCCAAGGUUCAAUGGAUAACACUACAAUAACUGUCUUGCAUGAUUUUAAAAGAGGUUUUACAACAUAUGUGAUUCCAUCCCAGAAGAAGUGCUUUUUAGGGGUGCUAGAAUCAGACAGCUACGACAUGCUCUUACAUGCGAAUAACGGCGGUUUCAUGGAGCUCUCCAACCCAAUGGGUCAUCAAUACCUCUCACAUGGUAUCAUAUCCCCGUCUUACCUGGAGCGGACUGCGAGCUCUCUCGUCGUCAACCGCUGCUCAGGUCUGGAGACGAGCUGGAUAGAACCAUCCAUAGAGGGCGCUUCAAUACAGAAAAGAGGAGCCAUUCGAAACGGUCCGGGAGAUACUGUGACCAUAACCCCAGAUGGCACUGUUAUUAUCAUCAUAUUAUAAGUAGGAAUUUAAAUGUUCACGUCGAAAAUGUGCAGAUACGACAUUGAGAUACGAGUAACAAGUUCGCACUGCAGGCAGAUGUAGGAUACUUGUUGCAGGAAAACAGAAUCCAGAAACGGUCUGGAAGAUAGCCGAAAGGAACAAAAACAUGAAUGGAAAUGGAUUUUUGGAGAAGUUGGCUCAGAGUAAAUCACUUCAUUUUGCAGAAGAUGAGGCGAACGGGACCAGAAAAUUUAAAAAAAUUAAACAAUUAAAUGAAUAUCGUUGGAAUACAUUUUGCUGUAUUACAGAUAAGUCAUGAGUUGUAUGCACAUAAAUAGACCCGACAACGAGCGGUCGUGCCGACUUUGGUUAAACUUCCUUUGUACCCCUUUGCAAUAAUUGAUAUUGAUUUAAUUACACAAACAGUUUUACCGAAUGCGUUUCGCAUGUAUCAUUUAUUGUUUUGUCAAAAUGAUACAAAUGAGAGAAAUCGACAUUUCCCAUGAAUGUGUGUUUAUGGUUUCGCAAAAAUAUUUAUUUUCGUAAACUUUGAGCUGAAAUAAAAGUGUACAUGUGUGCAGUAAUUGUUACCAAA